CUCAACCAAAGUCAAAAUAACCAAAUUGGAACCGGACCGAAACUCGUCCCUGUUUCAUCUGAAAGAGAAAUGUCGGAACAAACAAAAUGUUCCCGGUAAAUUUGUGAGAGAAGAGAUGGGGGAAAUGGGGAAGGCGAUAGGAUUGCUGCUAAGCGGGACGCUUGUGUAUCACCAUUGCGCUAAUCGCAACGCGACUCUGCUCUCCCUUCUCUCCGACGUUCUCAUCGUUCUCUUAUCUUCACUCGCCAUUCUCGGCCUUCUUUUUCGUCAACUCAAUGUCUCGGUACCUGUGGAUCCAUUAGAGUGGCAAAUAUCACAGGACACAGCCUGUAACAUUGUUGCGCGCUUAGCUAAUACUGUUGGAGCAGCUGAAUCCGUUCUGCGGGUUGCAGCAACAGGACAUGACAAGAGGCUCUUUGUUAAGGUUGUGAUAUGUCUUUACUUCUUGGCAGCUCUAGGACGAAUCAUAUCGGGUGUGACCAUUGCCUAUGCAGGACUAUGUUUGUUCUGCCUCUCCAUGCUUUUUCAGAGCUCAACUGGAAACUCUGUAUUGAACCGCAGAAACGGAGAGAUUUUGGAUUGAGAAACAGUUUCAGAGUUCUGAUACACAAUGUCCUAAACGUUAUAUUCUUUGUCCUUCUCCCACUUUUACAUGUUCAUCAUAGCUUUUGGAUAGUUGUAAUAAUGCUUGCAGUUCCUAAAUGUAGAAAUAUUAAUCGUAGUUAAAUCUGAUUUAA
Arabidopsis lyrata subsp. lyrata is the source of this 737-nucleotide messenger RNA. RefSeq names its product reticulon-like protein B23. The transcript has 4 exons. The record is from RefSeq and is a predicted model, not a curated record. Lineage: Eukaryota; Viridiplantae; Streptophyta; Magnoliopsida; Brassicales; Brassicaceae. The coding region runs from base 116 to 583 and encodes 155 amino acids.